Messenger RNA from Pangasianodon hypophthalmus (striped catfish), 1995 nucleotides. It is a transcript of the gene chtf8, whose product is annotated as CTF8, chromosome transmission fidelity factor 8 homolog (S. cerevisiae). Lineage: Eukaryota; Metazoa; Chordata; Actinopteri; Siluriformes; Pangasiidae. Bases 336 to 710 code for a protein of 124 amino acids. The record is from RefSeq and is a predicted model, not a curated record. Gene Ontology annotation, biological process: mitotic sister chromatid cohesion. Gene Ontology annotation, cellular component: Ctf18 RFC-like complex. The transcript has 3 exons.
GAAGGAAAAUCCGACCAAACGCUCGAAGUGGCGGGAAACCUGAGGGAGAAGAAACCUGAGGGAGAAGAAACCUGAGGGAGAAGAAACCUGAGGGAGAAGAGUAGCUUAUACUGACGACGUUCACGCUGGCUGAUGUAUUUUAGCUUUGCGGAGUGGUUGUCGAGCUUUUCUUCUCCUUGUUAAACCCAAGGGCACCACCGAGAGAGACAGCCUCAGUCACUGUUUGGACUCAUGUGUUUAUCACAGGCAGCAGUUUGGGCUGAAUGACUCUCACACACUGACACUGAACUGCAGUCCGUUUGGUUCUUGUCGUGUUUUCAGAAACCAGUUCUAACAUGGUUCAGAUAGUCAUCUCAAGUAAAAGUGGCGAGUCUCCUGGUGAGUGGCUGCUUGUGGAGUUACAGGGUGAGAUGGUGUCACGACAUGACACUGGACUGGCUGGAAAUCUUAUGGGGGACCUGCAUUACACCAAAGAGGGUGUACCAGUGCUGAUUGUAGGACAUCACAUCCUGUAUGGGAAACAGGUCAAACUGGAGAAACCCUUUGCUGUCCUGAUGAAGCACUCUGGCCUCCCGCAGGAGGAUGAGGUAGCCAUGGAAACUGGCCAGGAGAAGCCUACCUCAUACACUGUCUCUGCUAUUAUCAAAAAGAAGCUGAUCUUUAAAACGCGUCCUAAACCUAUCAUUACUAACGUGCCCAAGAAGGUUUAAUGGCCAAAAGCAAUAUACUGAGGGGCAUUCAUGGUGUCAGCCACUCUGUCUUUUCUGAAAUACACCAGUCUCAGAAAGUGUGGUCUUAAAAUCUUUCCAGAUGAAUCGUUUGAAUACAAGACUGUUCUGUGAGAUCUGGAUAGAGUGUGAAAUAUGAAAAUGGACUGCUGGCAUUCUCUUGGGAUAAAUCCUAUUUGGAUAUGUGUGAUGUUUUGGUUCAUCAGUGCAAAAAUAGAAGUGACGCAGGUACAUUUUCUAGGACAAAGAAUGAUCAGAGUCAGAGAAAAAGUUUAUUUUCAUAAAAACAAUUUGCAGGUGUUAAAGAUCUGCAAAAAUAAACAGUAAAUGUUGCAAUAUUGAUAUAAAACUUUAAAAAAAAAAUCUUUACAUAUUUAACAAUUUACACAAUAAAUGUAAAUGAGUUAAAACAGUAUGCCUGGUGUUCUCAUUCAUUUACACAAAAUAGCAAAUGAAACUUUAACGAUGCACGUUGUCAUUACUGUUGCACAGAAGUGUAGGGCAUCAUGGAACAGUUCAAUAACCCUUACUCAUUUCUGACCCAAAUAUAUUGAAACACAAAAGACCUUCUAAAGUAGAUCACACUUUCUCUAACCAAUAAAACAAUCUUCAUGUUGUGGUGCUUAUUUUACUGGACAAAAAUGCCAUUGUCCAUUGAUGAAAAUACUGCAACACAAAAUGUAAUAACAUGUAGAGUGAUGUGUCAGUAUUCUUGCACUGGUUUAUAUUAGACAUAUACAGUAGAUAUUUAAAAUUAAAUAUUUAAAUAAGUUUUAAAUAUUUGGAACAAUUAGUGAAAUAAUCAUUAAUCCUGCACACUGAACGGACAAAAAUGUAAUUCACGAUCCACCUUAUCUGAAUAACUGAGACCCAAUCAGAUUGAUCAGUGUCUACCUUCAGCUGAAAUAACAUUGAGACUAUACAUAGCUUCAUUAGCUAGCUCACUGGGCAAGCUUCAAUGUGUUUGCCAUGUACUGUGCUUUGGUUGCCCUAAAACCUAAUUAACUAGGCUUAAAAAGUAGUAGCUAACAUAAUUUACCUUUAGUUAUUUAGUUAGUUAAAUGAACCAACUAGGGAUGUGCUUUGAGAUAAUGUUACUCAGAGAAUAUUGAGGUUGAUGGAUGGGAAGGGAAAAAACACUGGUGAACCCUGUAUCAGCAGCUCACUGAAUCUACUAUGUAGACCACUAUGUUUAUUAAAAAAAAAAAAAAAAAACCUGAACACCGGGACAAAAUCUGCUUGUCCUGGGUGUCCAGGCUAGUGAUUU